UUUGAAUUUAACGAUUACGAAAAAAAGCAUUAGAAAAAGGUUUUCCAAGACGGAGAACAUUUUCUCAUAGUUUAGACGUCUGUAGUCGCCACCUCAGCACCACUCCACCGACCUCGCCUUCUCCCUGAUGCGCCUCUUUCUCGAUCCAAAACCCAUUCUCUUCAAUUUUAUCAUCUCCUCUCGACUCCUUCCCACUCGCUCCGAUCCACUCAACUUGCUCAACUCGCUUCGCUUACCUUCCAGCCAUUACUCCACCAAUUCCACUUCCAAAUCGCCGUCACCCCCUCCCAUGGCGGCGAUUCCGAAGCCCUCCAUUACCACUGUCGACAACGAGGAGGGAAUCGCUCGUCGAUUCUGGAUCAAGUUCCGGAAAGAAUCGAUUUUCGCUAUGUACACUCCGUUCGUGGUCUGUUUGGCUUCCGGGAAUCUCAAGCUCGACUCUUUCCGGCAUUUUAUUGCUCAGGAUGUUCACUUUCUCAGGGCCUUCGCUCAGGCAUACGAGUUGGCGGAGGAGUGUGCAGAUGAUGAUGAUGCAAAGUUAGGGAUCUGCCAGCUAAGGAAGAGUGUAUUGGAGGAACUGAAAAUGCAUGAUUCAUUUGUUAAGGAAUGGGGUUUUGACCUGUCCAAAGAGAGCUCUCUUAACUCUGCAACAGUGAAAUACAGAGACUUUUUGCUGGCAACAGCUUCUGGGAAAAUUGAAGGAGUAAAAGGCCCUGGUAAACUAGCGACGCCUUUCGAGAAAACAAAAGUUGCAGCUUAUACUCUAGGUGCCAUGACACCUUGCAUGAGGCUGUAUGCCUUUCUGGGUAAGGAGCUUCAGGCACUUCUACACCCUAGUGAAAGCACUCACCCUUACAAGAAGUGGAUUGACAACUAUUCUUCUGAAGGUUUCCAGGGUUCAGCUUUACAAACUGAGGACUUGCUGGAUAAACUAAGUGUCUCUUUGACAGGCGAAGAGCUUGACAUCAUAGAAAAGCUUUAUUACCAAGCUAUGAAACUUGAAAUAGAGUUCUUCUGUGCUCAGCUGCUUGAUCAGUACACUAUAGUUCCUCUAACUAAAGGGCAUGACCCUGCAGCAGAUCGUCUUGUGAUAUUUUCUGAUUUUGAUUUGACAUGUACAGUUGUUGACUCUUCUGCCAUUUUGGCAGAGAUUGCAAUAAUAACAGCACCAAAAUUUGAUCAGAAUCAACCUGAAAAUCAAAUUAUUCGGAUGUCCUCAGCUGACUUGAGGAACACAUGGGGUGUUCUAUCCAAGCAGUAUACUGAAGAGUAUGAGCAAUGUAUAGAAAACAUUCUGCCAUCUGAGAAAGUGGAGGAAUUUGACUAUGAAGGCCUGUGUAAAGCACUUGAGCAGCUUUCAGAUUUUGAAAAAAGGGCAAACUCUAGAGUGAUUGAGUCUGGAGUACUUAAGGGUCUAAAUCUUGAUGACAUAAAACGAGCUGGAGAACGUCUAAUUCUUCAAGAUGGUUGUGCAAGUUUCUUUCAGAACAUUGUAAAGAAUGAAAGUUUGAUUGCAGAUGUCCAUAUACUUUCAUAUUGUUGGUGUGGUGAUCUUAUCAGGUCAGCAUUUUCGUCAGGGGGUUUACAUGUUCUGAACGUGCAUGCAAAUGAGUUCGCUUUCAAGGAGUCUAUUUCCAAUGGUGAAAUUGUUAAAAAUGUGGAGUCUCCCAUUGACAAGCUUAAAGCUUUCCUCAAUAUCCUAGAGAACUGCAGCAAUGACAGAAAGAACUUGACUGUCUAUAUUGGAGACUCUGUGGGUGACUUACUUUGCCUGCUUAAUGCAGAUGUAGGCAUAGUGAUUGGGUCAAGCUCAAGUCUAAAGAGAGUGGGCAGUCAAUUUGGAGUUUCGUUUGUUCCAUUGUUUCGUUUCUUGGUUAAGAAACAGAAAGAAUAUGUUGAAGGAAGUUCCUCUCGCUGGAAGGGGCUAUCCGGAACUCUUUACACAGUCUCUAGCUGGGCUGAAAUACAUGCCUUCAUUUUGGGGUGGUAGAGUCAUUUUCUUGUUCUCAUGCCCUUGUCUUCUUGGUAAUUAGGAUAAAGGAAGAAAUCUUUAUAUAUAUAUAAUGGAACACACAGAUACAAGUGGGUGGCUAGUUUUAUUACAGCUCACAUAUCAACUUUUCUCUUCCCUUCAUGUGUUCCUAUGGGAUUGUCCAUUCACAGAUAUAAACAUCAAUCUGUUCCGGCUUGAUAUGCUAAUAACAAGUGGGGUUAUUUA
This is a messenger RNA of Vitis vinifera (wine grape), 2218 nucleotides long. Its product is annotated as bifunctional TH2 protein, mitochondrial. Gene Ontology annotation, cellular component: cytosol. The transcript has 6 exons. Bases 128 to 1990 code for a protein of 620 amino acids. The record is from RefSeq and is a predicted model, not a curated record. NCBI's taxonomy places the organism in Eukaryota, Viridiplantae, Streptophyta, Magnoliopsida, Vitales, Vitaceae.